Molecule: messenger RNA, 1668 nt
Organism: Drosophila gunungcola (fruit fly)
Lineage: Eukaryota; Metazoa; Arthropoda; Insecta; Diptera; Drosophilidae
Gene: Stlk
Product: putative serine/threonine-protein kinase STE20-like
Exons: 5
Coding region: 37-1077 (346 amino acids)
Biological process (GO): protein phosphorylation
Molecular function (GO): protein serine/threonine kinase activator activity; ATP binding; protein kinase activity
Source: RefSeq, a predicted model, not a curated record
UGUUCAGAUAAUAAAACAUGUAAUGUAAUUAUUAUUAUGAUGUUGAGCAACAAUAUAUACCACUAUAAAUUGUUAGAAAUGUUAAAGUAUGGGAAAUUUGGAACGAUUUACAAGGGAACUUAUUAUAACAACAACAAUUUAGCUAUUGAAAAAAUUUCUCUGGAUCAACGAAUGGAAAAGUUAACUAGAAUGUGCAAUGAAGUAUUAACCAAUCGGCAGUUUAAACAUCGAAAUAUUAAUACCAUCCUUCACUGCUUUGUUUAUGAGCAGUACGCAUAUUUGAUCUACCCAUAUAUGUGUUUUGGAGAUUGUGAAAUGCUGCUUCAAAAUGUUUAUACGUCUGGAUUCCCGGAGACUAUAUUGGCACUAAUUUUGAAGGAUGUUUUAUCAGCGCUUACAUACAUUCACUCUCAACAUUUUGUUCACGGAUCUAUAAGGGCAAAACAUAUACUUAUAAAUUCCAGAAAAGCUGUAGUAACCAAUUUUGCUGACUGUCAAAAUUUUAUUAACAAUGGAAAACAAAAACCGUUUUUAAACGGAUUAUCGGUGGAAAAUAAGAAACAGUUGUAUUGGACGGCACCAGAAGUUUUAUAUCAAAACCUCUCUGGUUACACAGAAAAAAUAGACAUAUACUCCCUCGGAAUCACAUGUUGUGAAAUGGCAAAUGGUUUUCAACCCUUUAGAGACACUGAACUGACAUACAUGUAUAUUGAAAAAGUUCAUGGAGUUCUUCCUUUUUUACUGGAUAAAAAUAGUCUUAUGGCUAACCAUGGAUCAAUUUCAUUGCAUCAAACAAAUCAACGAUUUCCCCGAGAUUUAUUCAUGAGAAAAUCAUUUUCUGAUGACUUACACCAAUUUGUUGAGCUAUGCCUGAAUAAAAAUUCCAGAUCUCGAUGGGCUGCAUCAAAGUUAAUGACACACUCGUUUCUGAAGCAAUGCCGCCAAUCUAGUUUUUCAGAACUAUUCAAAGACUUUCGUUUUGAUUCGUUAACAUCUAAAUCUGAAGAACAUGAACCAUUUUGUGAUACUGAAGUCAACCGAAUUAAGAACUAUGAUGAUACAAUAUGGAAUUUUUAAUAAAUUUAAUUAAUUGUGUGUUUUUCUGCGUCGCAACAUUCAAGUUGAUUUCAACCGAGUGAGCUGAGUUGAAUCUCUGGAUCUCUGGUCUGCAGCUAACAACCUAUUAGUAUGGUUGGGUUUUUUAAGCGAUGGACGAUGAAAUAUGAUAUACCUUAUAUAACUACAUUUUUAUCUACUCCCUUUUCCGUUCUAUUUUGUAAAUUUGCUCUCCUGUUUGGAAUUCCCAAUAUCAAGUAAACGUUGACCGUAUACAGUAUAUUUAAAAUAAAUGUCUUCGUUUUUAUAACUAAAUACAGGGUACACAGCCAAAAAAUUCCCCUGAGUGAAAGGUAUUAAGUUUCACAGAAACUUAUGUUCCAUCAGCUAACUGUUCCGCGGUGUAGCUAAGCAUACGAAAAUCCGAUGCUUGACGCCCAAACAACUGGAAUCACGGAAAACAUUCUCAAUAUUAAAAAAAAAAUUCGCCGGCUCGAUCGAACCAAUCUAAAGUCCUCUAUAGGUUAUAAUUUCGGCUUAAAGAGUGUUUAUAUAAUUCAUUUCAUUGGAUUUUUAACAUCAUUAAAAGCAACCUUUUUGGGCAUUAUCUAC